Oryza brachyantha (malo sina) is the source of this 1655-nucleotide messenger RNA. RefSeq lists its product as uncharacterized. The transcript has a single exon. The record is from RefSeq and is a predicted model, not a curated record. Lineage: Eukaryota; Viridiplantae; Streptophyta; Magnoliopsida; Poales; Poaceae. The coding region runs from base 12 to 1472 and encodes 486 amino acids.
CCCUAAUUCUAAUGGCGACCGAGACGGGGAAGCGGACGCCGGAGGAGGAGGAGCGAGACUGGGCGAGGGACAUGCCCGACGACCUCGUCGCCCACAUCGUCGGCCGCCUCACCUCGCUCGUCGACUUCCUCAACUGCCGCAACGCCUGCCUCCCCUGGGAGCGCGCGCUGCGCGGCGAGGCGCGGCGCCUGCCGGCGACGAAGGAGCGCGUCCCCUGGCUGCUCCUCGCCGUCGAGGCCGAGCAGUCCUACCUCCGCCGCCUGACGCCGCUCCCGCCGCCCGCGUGUUGGGCGGGCGCCGGCGGCGAGGUCGCCGCGGUGCAGCUGCCCGGCCGCCACGUGCGCCGCGGCCGCCGCGAGAUCUGCCUCGGGUCGUCCCGCGGGUGGCUCGUCACGGCCAACGACUUCGGCUACGCGCGCGUCAUCAACCCGCUCACCGGAGCCACGGCGCCGCUCCCGCCGCUCUGGACGCUGCCCUACCUCGACGCCGUCCACAGCUAUGACGCAUGCGUCCAGAGCUUCCUCUACCAGGACGAACACCACCGCGGCGCCCGGGGCGUGCCGUUCUCGUUCGACGGCCUCUGCGACCUCGUCCUGCUCAAGGCCGUCGUUGUGGACAUCGGCGGAGGCGGCGCCACCGUCGCCAUCCUGUACAGGAAGCAGAGGGAGUUCGCCAUCGCGCGAACGGGCCAGCGCUCGUGGACGCUCGUCCAGAACCACCUCGACACAAUCGUGGAGAUGAAAAGGCACGACGACGGCGAUCUCUACACGGUGCACCUCUCCGGCAACGUCGCGCGCUGGAGGAUCGACUGCGUCGUCACCAAGUCGCCGUUGAUCCUGGAGUUCACGCGGGUCAUCGACUCCUCAUACCACUACGCCGUCAAGGACAACGGCAUGAUGUCCCGAGUAGAGCACGAUCAACACAACACUGACCGCGCCGGCGAGUGCAGCUACCUCGCCGGAGCCCCGACCGGCGAGCUGUACCUCCUCAAACGGGUGUACAAGCACAAGCUGGUCGGCGGCCAGACGCAGCGCAGCACGGCGGCGUUCAACGCAUGGUUCCUGCGGCCGGGAAGGGGCGGCGGGAUGGAGUGGGUGCGCAGCCGCCGCGACGGCGCCCUCGGCGACCUGGCGGCAUUCGUCAGCUACACCGGCUCGAUGUGCGUCCACGCAUGGGACGACACUGACGACAGCAAGAACAAGAAGGAGGUGCUCAAGAGCAACUCCGUGUACUUCACCGAGGAGUCCGUGGACUACCUCGGCGCGGCCAUGGUCGACCACUUCGCCGUGAGGAGGACCGACGUUGUGGAGGUGAGGACGACGGCGGCGGCGGCGACGGCGAAUCACGAGAUGGAUGGCGCGAGGAAGGAGGAGGAAGAGAUGGAAAAGAAGAGCAUUCGGGUGAAGCAGCUCGGGCGAUGCAUGAACUGGCCACCUCCGUUUUGGUUCGUCCCAAGCCUCGAAGGGCUUUGAUCAGUUCGAGCUGCGCCGUUGGGAAGUAGCUUAGUUAUCUUUUUCGUCAUCGUUAAGCAAAAACCAUUAGUUUUUAGGAGUUUAGUUUGGAGGAUUAAUUGUAUAGUUUAGAAAAUGUAGUCAAAAUUUUCUCGAUAUACUGCCUUUCAUUUUAUAACGUAAGACUUUAGUAUUCUUUAUAUU